AUGAAUCGAACUGGUACCACCGGCUUUUUUAACGACCCCGAAACUGAUGAUACUCUGCAGAACAUAAGACGCGACUACUUAGCAUCCAAAAAGAACCUUCAAGAGCUUCUGGUGACUAGCCCUACGACAACCAGAACUCGACCACUUCAGGUGCCGACGCCACCGAUGGAGAGAAAGACGAGAGGAAAUGACGAGCUUCUGCGACAGCAGUUGAGGGAAGGGCUGCGAAUAGAUUCCCGACACCCAUCGGGUUCCCUUCCACCUGCAGCCCGUCGCGACCUUCCUAGAAAAGUUGAGCCGGAACACUACACUGAAGUAGAUGGCCUGCGAAUGAUGGUUCACGACCAACAGCAAAGCAUCGGGCGGUUGCAGCGUGCUCUGGAAGCACAAGAAGCCCGAAACGCCAACCUAGAAAUGCGAAUGCGCACAUUAGAACACUGCGUGGCAAUUCUAGAGAAAAGCCCGAGAAGUCCUUACGAACCGCGAAAUACUGAACCGCCGGGGGCGUAUGAAAGUGUAGACCACGACAAUACCAAGGUGCUCUUGAACCUGGACGGCGGACAGCCCGUUCAAAGACUACAUUCUAACUACGACGAUAGCACAACAAACCUGAUUAAAUUAUCACAGAUCUCUAGUCAGCAUCAACAUGCGUGA
Molecule: messenger RNA, 654 nt
Organism: Lachancea dasiensis
Lineage: Eukaryota; Fungi; Ascomycota; Saccharomycetes; Saccharomycetales; Saccharomycetaceae
Source: the annotation of a GenBank genome assembly